AUGCUCAGAGAAGUGUCUGCCAUCACUAUCUCAAUCUUAAGAUCGCUCUUGGUAUUUUUAUCAUCUUCUCCAGCUUCUUCGAGCAAAAGUGGAUGGUCAUUGAUUUCCAAGCUGAUGAUCACAAAGGGUUCUUCGCAUGAUAAAGGACUUGGUCUAAAUAAUGUGGAGUGUGUUGAUCUUGCUCUAACAUCACUUCAUGGGCGCAUCAAGCAGAAUGGUGGAAACAAAGCUGAAAUCCAGAUGGUGAAAAGACAAUUGCAGAUGCUAGAUAGCAAGAUUGAAGGUCUUGAUGCUGGUUUAGAAUGCUUGUUCAGACAAUUGGUCCGACACAGAGUUACACUUCUCAAUAUGCUUACUCAUUGA
Molecule: messenger RNA, 363 nt
Organism: Oldenlandia corymbosa var. corymbosa
Lineage: Eukaryota; Viridiplantae; Streptophyta; Magnoliopsida; Gentianales; Rubiaceae
Source: the annotation of a GenBank genome assembly